This is a messenger RNA of Poecilia latipinna (sailfin molly), 3030 nucleotides long. Its product is annotated as gastrula zinc finger protein XlCGF57.1-like. The record is from RefSeq and is a predicted model, not a curated record. The coding region runs from base 154 to 1968 and encodes 604 amino acids. The transcript is spliced from 3 exons. Gene Ontology annotation, biological process: regulation of transcription by RNA polymerase II. NCBI's taxonomy places the organism in Eukaryota, Metazoa, Chordata, Actinopteri, Cyprinodontiformes, Poeciliidae. Gene Ontology annotation, molecular function: DNA-binding transcription factor activity, RNA polymerase II-specific; RNA polymerase II cis-regulatory region sequence-specific DNA binding.
UAAAAGUCGUUUACCGUUGCUUCAGUACAGCCAGAGUGAAACACACGAAAGAUACAAACAGCACACGGGCUAGCAUUAGCUUUUCUUUUGUGAGACGGUUGUCUGAAGACGAGUUUGGUGUUUUAGGUAAAUAUUUUAGGGUUUGCAGUAAAAAUGUCUUCAGUUCAACCUCAGGGAGAGUUUAUAAACGUGCAGGUAACUCCUGCUGAAGAAACAUUCACAGAGUUGAACGAAAUCAACGUCAAGAUCGAAGAAGAGAUGGAGGAUCAGACAGAAAUCAACGUUAAGAUCGAGGAAGAGAUGGACGAUCAGACAGAAAUCAACGUUAAGAUCGAGGAAGAGAUGGACGAUCAGACAGAAAUCAACGUUAAGAUCGAGGAAGAGAUGGAGAAUCAGACAGAAAUCAACGUUAAGAUCGAGGAAGAGAUGGACGAUCAGACAGAAAUCAACGUUAAGAUCGAGGAAGAGAUGGACGAUCAGACAGAAAUCAACGUUAAGAUCGAGGAAGAGACGGACGAUCAGCGCAGACUCCUGGACUUUACCCAGAUGCCGAUGAUAAACUUACACCGAAUAUCUCUCCCACAAAGGUGGGCGUGUAAAGAGGAGGAGGAGGUUCUGAGUGAGCUCAGCAACCAGGAGGGAAGAUACACUUUAAAUCAAGAGGAACCAGAACCUCUGCAGAUAAAACAGGAACAACAGGAACCAGAACCUCAACAGUUCAAAGAGGAAGAGAAGCAACUCAGCAUCAGUCAGGAUGAGGAGCAGCUUGUGCUGAAACAGGAGACUGACGACAUUUUGGUGAACAAACAGCAGAAAGACAAAACUGACAGUUCAGAACAAGAAACACACAAGAAAGCUCACCCAAACCAAAACCUAUGUUCUUGUAAAAUUUGUGACAAAACCUUUUCUCAAAAUAAUUCCUUGACAACACACAUGACAACUCACACGGCUAAGAAACCUUUCACAUGUUCAACCUGUGGAAAAAGAUAUCUUUACAAGAGUCGUUUAAUUGACCACAUGAGAAUCCAUACAGGGGAAAAACCGUUUACAUGUGCUGAUUGUGGAAAGAGUUUCCAUCAAAACGGCUCUUUAAGCAGACACAUGAAAAUUCACUCGGGUGAUAAGCCGUACACGUGCACAACCUGUGGAAAAUGUUUUGUGUGUAAAUCUCAAUUAUUUGAUCACAUGACGAUUCAUACAGGUGAGAAGCCUUUCCCAUGUGGGACCUGUGGAAAAAGUUUCCGGAGGAAACCUGACUUGGUUAGUCACGUCAGAGUUCACACAGGUGAGAAACGUUUCUCAUGUGGGACCUGUGGAAAAAAAUUCACUCAUAAAAACAGCUUAACUGCUCACAUGAGAUUUCACACAGGUGAGAAGACUUUCUCUUGUGGCACCUGUGGAAGAAAUUGCUUGAAUAAAUCUGACUUAGUUAAUCACAUGAGAACUCAUACAGGUGAGAAACCUUUCUCAUGUGAGACCUGUGGAAAAAGUUUUGCUGGAAGACACCGUUUAACUUCUCACAUGAAGUCUCAUACAAACAAAAAUUCUUUCCCAUGUGGCACAUGUGGAAGAAGUUUCACUCGUAAAAUAAUUUUAACUGCUCACAUGAGAACUCACAUGGGUGAUAAGCCUUUCUCUUGUGGGAUAUGUGGAAGACGUUUCUCUCGUAACAUACAUUUAACUGCUCACAUGAGAACUCACACAGGUGAGAAGCCUUUUCCAUGUGGGAUUUGUGGAAAAUCCUUUACGUGUAGAUCUGGUUUACGUCAGCACAUGACAACUCACACAAGUGAGAAGCCUUUCUCAUGUGGGAUUUGCGAAAAAAGUUUUGCUCAAAAAUACUAUUUGGCUUCUCACAUGGGAACUCACACAUGUGAGAAGUCUUUCUCAUGUGGGACAUGCAGAAGGAGUUUCUCUCAUAAAAAAAAUUUGACUGCUCACAUGAAAAUUCACACGGGUGUCUGGUAGGGGUUCACUGGUUUAUCAGUGUCACUUUGCUUCAUUUUUGGAGAUCUGUGAUCAGCCGUUACCUGUGAAUCUGAUCUUUUCCCUGGAUUUUAUCUACCUUAGCAAAGGUCUGAAAGUCAGCCACUGUCCUCUUCUGCUCUCUGUUGAGAGGUUUGACUGUUCAACCAGCCCACCAGGUCAUGUCUGCACAUUUGUAGUUCACAAUAGUCACUCCACUGUUGCCAGCUCAAUGACUUUCUUACUAUAUUUAAUGAUAUUUCAGACAAAAAAAAUUAGUGUUGCCCAAAAUUCGAAAUGGCAUAUCAGGCUUUUUAAAGACUGGUCAUCGGCGAUCGGGCAGAAAACUGCAGUUGGUGCAUCCCUAAAAGAAAUGUAACCGUUCACAUGAGAACUCACACAGGUUUGAUGGCAUAAUGUGAACCUCAAGUGCCAAAAUUCUUAAUAAUUUGCUUUUUGGAAACAGAGUAAUUAAAGCUGGAUUGAAUUUUUAAUUCAAUUCAGCUUUAAAACGCAUUUCAAAUCGGAGAUUUAGCUAAAAUACUUCAACAUUUGCUUUAUUCUGGCAAUUUUAUGUUAACAUUAUUUGUUUUUAAAGAGAAUAUGGGAGAUAUUCAUAGCUUCUUAAAGGAGCAAUGGUUUUGAAUGCUUUCAGGUUUACACUUGUAAAGUUUUGGAGUCUUUAUUGUGUGUUUAUCCUUUGUACUUAUUUGGUUUAUUUCAGUGAUUGGAUGAAAUCGAUACGUUAGCUGUUACUGCAUGUGCUUGUAGGGUUUCAAAUUAAUGGCCCUUUGUGAGUUAUGUUUUAUAAACUUUAAUCUAAAUAUCAUCCAUCAUUUUUUUCUCAGGAAGAAAUUGUGCUAAAUAAUGUUGAAAUCUGAGAUGUUUUCCCUUUUUGUUUAAACAUCUUCAUUGGCUUUAUUCUUGUUAGUUAAUGUAAGCUGCAGUUUUUAUCCAACUCUUGUUUUGUCUUUUUUUUUUUGACAUGGCUUUUAUGCUUUGGAUAGUAGAAAAGAUAUUGAUGAUAUGAAUUUAAUUUAAGAUAUAAUAAAGUUUAUUUUCCAC